AUAACACUUACAAAAUAUUGGAUAGAUUAAAGUUUAUAGAAGCUGAAUUCAGGAGAACAGUUUAGGGCGUCUUUAUGCAGGUUUUAUGUAAAAGUGAAAAGUAAAAUACAGUUGGUGGGUUUCGGAAUGCUUUUGCAGUGGUAAUAUUGGAUUUGUGAUUUCGAGUCGAGUGCUGCUCAGUUAGCUACAGAUAAUUCUUCUGUAUUACAGUCUUCUGUAUUGAUGUUUUAGUUUAUUAUUAAGCUUUACAACAAGCAUCAUAUAUAAAAAUGGGGUAAAUUAUUGGAAAUGUUUCGAACACUUUUCAGUAUUAAGAUAAUGUAACAUGGACAAUGUUUGUGGAGUAAGACACCUUAAGUAAAGUUACAAGACACUUUAAGUAAAGUUACAAGAAUUAAUAAGAAGUGGAGUUCAGAAGUUGUUUAAAUAACGAAACCGGAUAUAUAUCAAGAACAAACUGUUUAAACAGACAUAAUUACAAAGGCGUGCAUUUAAAACACAAGUCAUCAUGUAAAGAUAUUAUUUCUUAUAGCCAAAUAAAAACGUCAUAAAGGUUGUUGAAUGAAAAAAAGAACAUGUAAAGUUUCAAAAUUAAAGCAAUGGAAAGUCAUCGAGAAGGCUGUUGAAAAACACAUCAUGUGAAGUUCCACCACCUUGCAGCAAUGGACAAUCUUAGAACAGGUUCUCAAGCGAUUAUUCGCUACCGAUUUCUUCAUAAAAGAAAGAAAGGCUUUGUGAGAUUACAGUCUCUCAUCACGCAGAAAAUUUUCAUCUAAGAAGGAAUAAGUCAUCCCGCUGACGUCGUCUUGUCAGCUGGAUUUAGAGGUCAUACGGAGUAAUCCAUUUUGUGUUUGCGUUUCACACGAAACGGCGUAUUAAGCAGUGAAAAGAAAGUGAAUUAAAACAAAUUAACAUAAUUUAGAUAAAAGGAUAUUAUCGGACCACGCAUAUUUAUUAAGAGGUUUCUGUGAAUUUUAAGCCAGUGUUUCGAAAUCACUGGACAUCAUUCACUAGUUAUUAACAUACGUGCCAGUGUGGGUUGUGGUCUUGUAGAAGAAAGACCAAUAGUUACACUGAAUUUGUUCACUAUAUUAUGGACAAACUUGAAUAUUACGCCAAUGUCACUUAUGAAGCUUUCACUAAUUUUUACUAUGAAAAUUCAACCUCUACUAUGGGAAACUAUAUAUCGGAUGUCCCGGAAUCGCCGGCUUUGCGUACGUUUGAAGCAAAAUAUAAACCUGUUCACGGGUACUUAGCAGCUAGUGUUUGUGUUUUUGGAGUCAUUGCUAACGUGUUGAAUAUAAUAGUGCUUACCAGAAAGAAUAUGGUUUCAUCUACAAAUAUUAUUCUGACUGGAUUAGCUAUAUCUGACGGACUUACAAUGGCUUUCUAUUUCCCAUGGGCGUUACAGAUGUAUGUAAUACAUGGAAUUGAAGUAAGCCCGGAGAGAGAUACUGAAGGGUGUGCGAAAUAUCAACUUAGUUACGCAAUUAUAAGCGUCAUAGUGCAUUCUAUAUCCAUUUGGUUAACCGUCACGCUUGCUGUUUUCCGCUAUGUCUUUAUACGUUUUCCUCGGAUUGGAGCCCAAUACUGCAAUGUACAGAAAGCCAAAACUGCAGUCAUAACGGUGGCAGUGGUUGUGACCAUAGUUUGUAUACCAAACUCAAUUUCGUAUGAGUUGAGAAGCGAUCCAGCUCCCCUUCAUGGUUUCGGAAACAAUAGUAAUAUUUCCAUUUGGUGGAUUGAUGUUAAAAAUAGUACCAAAACCGACGUCGUUCUGCAAAAAUUCAAUUUUUGGGUACAGGCUAUAUUUGUCAAGCUACUGCCGUGCUUCUUGCUUACUGUAUUUAGUGUCUUGCUCGUCAGAACAAUGCAAGAUGCUGAAAAAAGGCGCAAAAAGAUGAUGACCAAAAACUCAGUGGCAGACGGGGAAACUCAACCCAUUGGUACAAGCUCGAAAAGAUCUCGCCGUUCCCAGCGAACAACAAGAAUGCUUCUCACUGUAGUUAUUCUAUUCUUAGUAACGGAAACGCCACAAGGAAUUAUGAAUUUACUCAGUGGCCUAAUUCAAGAUUUUUUCCAUCAUAUCUACACACCGCUUGGUGACUUGUUAGACAUUCUUGCCUUGAUAAACAAUGGUAUAAACUUUGUGUUGUACUGUACAAUGAGCAAGCAGUUUCGAGACACGUUUAUAUCCGUGUUUUUCCGAUGCUUUCCGAAAAUGCUUGAUGGACGCAAACUUCAAACUGUAACUACCAUGGUUACGACCAGAGAUUCUGAAGUUUAGUGCCGACCAUAUUUCAAGCAAAGUAGAGACUUUAAAAAAGAUUUAGAUAUGUACAUACAAAAUGUAAAUAAUUGUUCUUAAGUUAAUGUAAUUAUUUCAAUAUGUCUUAGGAUAUUGUAGUUUAGUUUCGAUAUUGUGAAAUUUCUGAUUGAAUGCGUGUUGUUUUUGCUAAAUUCUGUAUAUUGCCUGCGUAAAUGAUAUUUUUCGCAAGUCUGUUUUUUCUGCUUGUCGUUUUAAUAAUAUAGUUAUUGUUUUUCUUUCGCAUAGUAUGGCAGUCAACCUUAUGUGUCACUGGCGAGACUGACCUUAUGUGUCACUGGCGAGACUGAACCAUCACCCGAUAUUAUUUUAUGAAGAGCAAAAAUCCAAUCUACCCUUAAUCUAUUAUUUUUUAAACUUUAUAUUCAUUUCAAGUAUUUUGUAAAAUUUUAAAUUUAUUUUUAACAAUGAAGUAUAUAUGUUCAAAUGUAUUUUUAUCGCUAGAAUUUAAUAAAUAAAAGCACAGGCUAGAGUAUCGGACCUGGGAUGAAAACAAAAAGAUAAAAUCACCUGUUUUCAUCCUAAAUAAAUUCAAAAUGAAAAACAUAUAGACUAAGUGGAAUGUGAACCUCUUACAAAUGAUACAAAUCAUCUACACUAGGCCGGAAUCCAGAGAUUCGAGCCUGCGAGCAAUAGGUUCACUUUCCACGCCGACGUGAAAUAAAUUCUCAAGAUAAUUACACAAACUAUCUAUCACUAUUUCACGGAUGUAUUUAGUAAGGAAAUGAGUCAAGCCACAAACGGCGUUUUAUCUGUGUGUUCUUAGUUUUCUUCCCAGGUCCGAUACUCGUGUUUGUGAAUAAAAGAUAAACCACGGUAUGCAGCAAAUGAUCCAGUUCGGUAAUAUAAAUUGCCAAGCUUAUUCGGUGUUUCAUUAUAUAUGUAUGUAAAACGGUGUUGAGAAAGGCAGUUUUUAUUCAAAAACUUUGAUGUUUCAUCUGUGAUUUAAAGAGUCUAUUGCUGUGAGUUUAUGAAAUAUUUAUAAGUUAUUGUUUACUUUUGUCUUGCUUUCAUGAUUAAAAUAGGCUUGUUUAAGUUAUACAUUAUGUUUCAGUUUUGAACGUUUCCUUGAUACAUUUUCCUUUUCUGUUUGCAACUGCAAAAGUUUUUGUAUAUUAAAGACUACAAACAAGAUUUAUUUAUAAUGUAAAUAAAUAUUGUUUAAAGUAAUACCUGACGAAAAUACAUACACAUCCCGUUCGUCUAAAUAAUUCACGGAGUGAUUCUAUUUUUAUUUUAAGAUUUGUGUUUAAUUUAUCACAGUUAUUCCUAUUGAUAGGACAUGUUACACUGUAAAUUACAGAGUCAGUUGAAAACACAAAAUUGCUACGUUGGCUUUAUUCAUUCAUUGAUUGUUACGAGAGUGAUUGAAAAGAAAUGCAACCAUCAUUUAGGUUAGAUGAGAUAUUGAAAGACAGUUGUAAAAUCUUACGUUUAAGCUAUAAUCAGAAUUAAUUUCAUUGUAUUCAAAUACUAAACAACCUUGGUACGUAUAUUUUGUUAAGGUAAUGUCAUAUCCGCUAGCAAACAAAGUUGGGUAGUUUGAUUUGCAAGCUGAUGUGGCACAUACAUUUUAUUUUGAUGGCUUAUAAAAUAUGUAAUUUGGCUCCAUGAUUUAACAACCAAAGUGGAAUCAUGUUACUGUGUCGCGAUAAAUUUUAUCAGGUUUAUAUUUUUGAAAUUGUCUGUAUGUUAAAACCCGACUCGAAGCUGACAUUGACUUUAAACGUAGAUAUCGCUUAGUAUAGAAAUAUAUUAAAAACAAAAGAGGAGUUUUCGUAAGAAGUAACUGGAGAAUAAAUACUAAUUUGAGAAGAACACUACAGAAUACUUAGUAACUGGUUUAGUUCAAUUUUUAGGAUUUCUGCGAAGACUAAAGUUUUUACGUAGUGAAAUGUUAGUUUAACUACGUGUUCAGACAAUACUGAAAUGAAAAGAAAUCAGGAAGUAAUAUAAGUACCAAUUUGAACUGAAAAAUUAACAUUUUCAAAUUUAAGAAGAAAAAUGUUGUAAUAUGGCUUAAAAUGCCCCCGCCCUACACACCUUUUACAUGUAUGUAGAUUGUUAGCUGAAGUGAGAGGAGAUAUAAUUUAGGGAAUCAAAACAGGAACCUUUAAAAAAAUUAGCAGAGUUUGUGAAAUUCGGACCCAGCCUCUGUAAAAAAUGACAUUUCACAUAACUUAUUCUUAUGAUAUUCUCAAAUACUGCCACAACUAAAAUACAAUGAAAAUUGUGUAUAUAUUUCAGACAUCAUGUAACAGAAGUAGUGAAUAAAAAGCUUAUAUACCCAACCAUUGUUCAUAUCAAUACAAAAAUGCUUAACUAUGUUUUUGUGAGCUUACUUUAGGAACUUCCUGUGAAGACAUAAAUUAUGUUAAUCAGUUUAGUCUAUGUACAAAAUAAAUAUUUAUUCACUGUCAAAUUUGUUCCGGUUGAAAAUAAUGCGUCGAGUGUCCGAUAAUUCAACGCUGAAGUAAAAUAUUUUGGAGACCUAAAGUAUACGUGUUCACAACAAAAACAAUAUAACUGAUUUUUUAUGAUAUAAAAUAAUAAUUAUGUACUUUUCAAAUUAAACCUACAUUGUUUAACAACAUUAUCGAAUGAUUUCUGAUAUUUAUACAUGUAGGAAAUUUGACAUGUCAUGCUCUCUAUUUUGCUUGUUUAGUUUUCAUUUAAGUCGUAUCGACUUCCAACUUGCAUAUACUUACAUAUACAUUUACAGGCCGCAAACCAUAUCUUAUUGUCCUGUAUUCCAUUUCCUAUCUCUCUGAGAACUUUCCAUAAUUCUAAUAAUACUUACAUCCAGACAGCUGGUUACAAAAAUUGCAGAUUAUGAGAAUAACAUCUUCUUUACAUUUGCUCCAUCGACUUAUUAAGUUUGAUAUAUUUAACCAUACAUGUCCUUCUCUCCUUUGUAAAACACAAAUAUUUAGAAAAUGAGAAUAUUCCUGUGGAUUUUUAUAUGUCUCCAACAUAAAUAUUACAAAAAUUCGAAAUUUAAAAAUUACAGGAGUAACACUCGAAAGAAUAUUUUUGUGAAACUUUAACAGAAUAUUGUCUGCUUUCUUUUAAAGUCUGGGUUACUUUCUUUCAAAAUCAAGAUCAUUUUAAACUAUGAUUUUGUUACUAGUUCCCGGAAAAAAGUAAUCAUAAUUUAAAUACCAACUUAAGUUUAUAUUCAUCAUGUAGAGAUGGUGCCUACCCAAGAAAAUCUAAGGUGAACAACUCUGAAUUGAGCAAUUAAAUUGGAGCCAAUAUAAAACAUUGGUGAAAGAAAAAUCAGAUAGGUCCUUUUCCCAACAACUGAUCAAGCAGACAAAAUAUGACCUACAUUUGUUUAAAUCUCUUUGUAUUCAAUAUACAACAUGCACAUUUUUCUCAUGGCUUACAGUGACAGUUAUUUUGUAAGUUGUAGAAAGUUUAGUAGUGCAUGAAAAUAAAGUAAAAUAAUGCAUAAAUCCCUUUGAAGAAAUUUUACGACAUUAAGAAACGUUAUUAAGUUUCAAUCUUUUAGCCAAAGUUAUUCAUUGUUCUCAAUGAUGAUACAUUGGUUUACACAAAAUUUAUAUAUUAAAAUGUAAAAUGUAUAUAUCCAACAAUGAAAAAUUACAAAAAAAGAUAAAUUGGUAUCACAUUUGUGUAACAACGUAGCUAGACUGGUUAUAUUCAUCACUUCAGCGAAUCAUUUUGAAAGUGUUUCUUAUGCUUUAGUCAUUUUGAAGCAUUUCUCUUACUGUUCAGGAGUACUUUGCUGCAAAUAAUGUAACACAAAAAGUCAUUGUCAUCAAAUGAAAUUACAACAUUUUAAGGAAGUGGUUGUAAUUACAACAUUUUAAGGAAGCUGAUAGGUCAUGACUCUCUGCAAUGCAUUUAAGCGAUUCAACAUUCUCUGGAUGGAAUUAUCACGAUCAUUACUUUCCACGAAAAACGAAUAAAUGCUGAAAAAGAGAUGGAGAUUACUUUAUUUGAUGAUUUUCGUUACAGUCAACUUAAACAAACUAUAAUGUGUUUUAUUUAUAGUUGUAAACAAAGUAAGCGAGUAACUUCAGAUUUCAACAUUAAUACGCAACUUAAAAACAAAAGAUUUUUGUUGGGCCUCUUGUUUACAAUUAUAUCAACAAUUAUCACCUCAAUUGAGUGCAUUCAUGAGUGGAAAAUAUUGAUGGUAAAAUGGGGUAGGGGUUUGUUUAUAUUAUAAAAUGCGUAAUAACUUCUUUCAGGUAAAUUUUUGGUAUGGUUUUGGUAAGCUUAUAAUAAAGAGCAUUUCAUUCUCUUUCUCUCAGACAUUCAUACAUUUUAGGCUCUUAGCUAGUCCUGAAUUUUGACUUUAUUAAAAGGCAAAAGGAAGUUCAGUAUAGGCUCUUUCAAAGUGUUGAAAGUAAACUAAACGUACACUAUACCCUAUUGAAUUUAUUUAGCUGAGGAGACUUUUGUUAUAGACUAUAAUUAGGGAAAUCCUAAAAUCAUUGAAAAACAGUCAAACAAGAGUUGUCGAUUUUGCUUCAGAUAUUUUGAGAAAGUCAUUUUUUGAAUAUCAAAUAUUUCUAUUUUACAUGGAGAGGAGAAAAACCAAAAAUGUAUGUAGUACAUUGGUGCACUUAGCUAUCACUUCACUCCGAAAAAAAAUCUGUAAAGAUGAAUUUGAAUUUUUAGGUACCAUCUCUACAUAAUGUCCACUUUGUAAUAGAGUAUUUUUAUGAUAAGCGUCUGCUGAAAAUGAAUGACUACAAUUUAGCAAAUUGGAAUGUACACGUUCUGAACAUAGCUAUUUCAUUGAUAACAAUUUAAAAGUGAACGGCUAAGCAGUAGAAAGGAUGCAGACUUUUGCAAAUAUUAUUAUUAUUAUUUUUGCAUUGGUACCCUUGUUUAAAUAAAAAAUGUCAUGUAUACACUUUAUAAACAAAUCGUUUUAGUAAAAUAAGACUGCCUUUCCUCGGAACUAUAUCCAUACUUCUUGUUAAUAUUCUGGAUAAUCUCUUUGUCUAUAUGGCAUAUACAAUGUAUAUAUGUAUGAAUGAAGAAGUGUUACUAUAUACAUGUAGUAUACAUCAUAGUGUCAAUAUGUCUUUGAAUAGUCUGAUAUUUUUUUGCUUAUUGAAUAAAGUACAAUGUAUCA
This is a messenger RNA of Mercenaria mercenaria, 7442 nucleotides long. RefSeq names its product G-protein coupled receptor dmsr-1-like. The transcript is spliced from 9 exons. Gene Ontology annotation, cellular component: membrane. Gene Ontology annotation, biological process: G protein-coupled receptor signaling pathway. The coding region runs from base 1094 to 2287 and encodes 397 amino acids. Gene Ontology annotation, molecular function: G protein-coupled peptide receptor activity. NCBI's taxonomy places the organism in Eukaryota, Metazoa, Mollusca, Bivalvia, Venerida, Veneridae. The record is from RefSeq and is a predicted model, not a curated record.